AUGUCGGGCCCGCCAGGCGAGCUCGCGAUGUACACGGGCGCCAGCAAGCGCGCCAGGCAGAUGCUGCAAGCGGCGCAGGCGGGCGGCGGCGUGAAGAAGAAGGCGGCCGGGCCGGUCAAGCCGCUGCUCGCGCCCAUCACCUUUACCAGGAGGGCCAAGCGGGCGGCAGGCGAGAAUGAGGGCCGAGACGACGCCUGCAACCUGUUCACCAGCAUGCAGGCCACCCCCAAGAAGCAGAAACGCACCGAGGAACUAACGCCGCUGUGCGCUGCAGGUGCCGCACGGCUGCCGGGCCUGGGCGGGCCGGCAUCAAGCGGCCUGCCGCUGGCUCGCUACAAGAGUCUCACCAUUACGCACCUGACAGACUGGUAUGCUGACCGCGAGUCUAAGCAGCAGCUGAGGGAGCAGCGCAUGGAGGAAGAGGAGCAGCGGCGGCGGCGGGGGCAGUGCAGCAGCGCCGGCGGCGGCGCGCUGUUUGGCCGCAGUUCCGGCGGCGCCAGCAUCGCCUGCCUGCCUGCCGGCAUGCGCAACCUAGGCAACACCUGCUAUCUCAACGCAGUGCUGCAGGCAAGUGUGCUGCUGAGCCUGCCCUCCUUCAUCGCCGAUUUGAGGCAGGGCCGGAAGCAGCUGGCAGCGGCGGGGCAGCCGCUGAGCGCCGCAGGCGUCUACUCGGCACUGCUCGACUGUGUGGCGGCCAAGGACAGCUUGUCUGGGGGCCAGGCCUACAUCACGCCGGCCAGCCUGAAGCGGGCUCUGGAUGCCGCCUCCUCUGCCUUCCAGGGCGCCUUCCAGCAGGCGAGAGGGGGCAGGCUGCAGGGUGAUGCGCACGAGCUGUUCUGCGGCCUCUUGGAUGUGCUGCAAAGCGAGGUGCUGGGCCGGGAGGUGCAGCGCUACGGGCGCACCCGCAUCCGCAUCUCAGAGACGGCGGACCCUGCGGCCCGCAACUUUGGAUUUGCGGUGCAGCACGAGCUGACGUGCAGGCGGUGCGGCCAGGCCAGCCGCGUACUGGAAGAGUACAUGCACCUCAGCCUGGAGCUGCCAGAGCCGCAGCCCGGGAGCGUUGCGCCCGCCUCCUCCAUCGCCACGCUGCUCAGGGAUUACUUCAAGGAGGAGGAGGUGGAGAAGGAUUGCGAGGGGUGCGGUGGCGCCAACCAACCGCACAGCCUGCGCCACACCAUCCGCCGCCUGCCCCGCAUCCUCAUCAGCUGGAGUGCGGAGAAGCAGCAGGCGGUCUGCCAGAAGCUGCACACAAGCAUCGAGAUGGCGGAGGUGGUGCAGCUGGGCGCUUACCUGGCAGCCGGCGCGCUGCCGCCGUUGCCGGGAGGGCAGCUGCAGGAGGUGGGCAAGGAGAACGAGCAGCAGCAGGCAAACGUGGAGCCCAGCAGCCACGAUGGCGCGCCUGCCGCAGCGCCGGCACGGCCCGACACGCAGCUGAAGGCCCGCUCAGGGUUGCAUUUCUACGGCAGCAGCGGCGGCGGCACGCCCGGCGCGGCGCACGCGCUGCUGUCCACCACGCCGCAGGACGCGUUCCCCGGCUCUGCUCUGCGGGAUGCGGAGGACGAGGAUUUGCGUCAAGCGACGGCGAUGAGCCUGCUGGAGCACCACGGCCAGCAGCAGCAGCAGCAGCAGCAGCAGCCAGAGGGGCUGGGGGCAGCCUGGGAGCUGGGGCUUGGGCGACGGGUCGCGGAAGAUGAGGAGGCGCCAGGCGUGGUGCUGGUACGCGCCCGCAUCCCCAACCCGGCCACCGAAGUGGUGCUGCCAGCAGAGGUGGCGGCGGCGGCGGCUGGGGUUGGUGCUGGCAGCAGCCACCAGCUGCGCGGUCAGUGGUACACAACAGGCCUGGGGUCGGCCUGCGAGCAGCAUGGCAGCGACGCAGACGGUGCGGCAGGCAGCGGUGGGGCCCGCAAGACUGCGGCGGAGCGUGAAGAGGAGGAGCUACAGCGGGCCAUCCAGCUGAGCAUGGCGGAGGAGCAGCAACGGCUGGCGGCGGCGGGCGCGGCAGGCAGCAACGGCCUGGCUGCCGCCGGCGGGGACGGUGCCGCGGGUACAGCUGCCGCUGCGGUCGAGGAUCCCGAGGACGGUACCGUGACGCCCGUGCUGAGCUGCAUCCCGGCGCUGGGUGCAGCGGCUGGGGAGGUGGCUGCGGCAGAGGACACGGAUCUGCAGCGGGCCCUGCAGCUGAGCCUGCUGGACCAAGGGGGCGCCAGCAGCGCACCUGCUGCACUCCCGCUGGCAGCUGGGCCAGCGGAGGCUGUGGCCGGUUGGCAGGGUGAGCAGCAGCAGCAGCAGGGGCAGGAGCAGGGGCGGCCUGACCCUGUCGUCUCGAUCUUUGGAGAGCUGCUGCCAGCGCCCAUAGGUGCCGCAGGGGUCGGCGGUGCGCCGGCAGCAGCAGCAGCGCCCAGCAUGCAGCAGCAGCAGCUUGCGGCCGGAGCCCGCGAGGUGGAUGCUGGCGGGGGCGACUGGAGCGCUGUCGACGUGCAGGUGCCAGCAGAGGCGGUAGCAGAGCCUCCAGCCUACCGUCACGCGGAGAUAGUGGAGGACGAUGCGCUGCUGCAGGACGGGCCAGAGGCGGCAGAGGGCGCGGCAGACGCAGCGGCAGAGGCAGACGGGGCGUGCGGUGGGGCCGGUACCAAGACGCCGCCGGCACUGUACCGCCUGCAUGCGGUGGUCAACCACGAGGGCCCCGCCGCCUCCUGCGGCCACUUCACCUCUGACAUCUGCGACCCAGCCACCCGCGCCUGGCACCGCCUCAACGACAGCCUGACCAGCCGCAUCAGCGCCACCGAGGCGCGCAGCAGCACGCGGCAGCGCCAGUGCUACCUGCUGUUUUACGUGGCGUCACCCGGCACAUCUGGGGCACCCUCCUAG
Messenger RNA from Chlorella variabilis, 2868 nucleotides. RefSeq lists its product as hypothetical. Gene Ontology annotation, biological process: protein deubiquitination. Bases 1 to 2868 code for a protein of 955 amino acids. Gene Ontology annotation, molecular function: cysteine-type deubiquitinase activity; cysteine-type endopeptidase activity. The record is from RefSeq and is a predicted model, not a curated record. Lineage: Eukaryota; Viridiplantae; Chlorophyta; Trebouxiophyceae; Chlorellales; Chlorellaceae. Gene Ontology annotation, cellular component: nucleus; cytosol. The transcript is spliced from 11 exons.